ACAUUUUGAUAGAGAAGCAGAAGCUAAUCAGAACUCGCUCUGAUAGUGAGCUAGAUAAAUUUCAAUAAGUAAAUUAUAAGUUAACAACAUACCUUGCGUAGGGGCCUUUUCUAAUUUUCACUGUUUUCAUUUAGUAUAAAACAGUCUCAUCGCACACACUUUAGAUUACUAUUGUACUAUGGCCACCAAAGAAGAAGGAAACAAUCUGUCAACUGAAACAAAAGCUGAAGAUAUACCAGAUAAUUCAGCAACUGAAGAUGUUCCAACUAGUUUGGAGACCAUCCCUGAAGGAACUGCAAUACGAAAUGGGACUCAAACUAUGCCAAAGGACAAAGCAAAAAUUGAUAUAUUGCUAAAAGCAACUGCUAACGCACCAAUCAUGAAGCAGAAGAAAUGGUCGGUCUGCCAGGAAAAUCCUAUUGGACGAAUCUCGGACUUUAUAAAGAAAUAUCUCAAGUUGGAUCCGAAUGAGAGAUUAUUUCUCUAUGUUAAUCAGACAUUUGCACCUUCUCCGGACCAAACAGUUAAAAAUUUGUACGAUUGUUAUGGCACAGAUGGAAAAUUGAUCAUUCAUUAUUGUAAAAGUCAAGCCUGGGGUUAAAUAUUAUAAAGGUUUAUAUAUAUAAUUUUUAUAUAUUAUUAUAAUUUAAUAUAUUAUUAUAUAAAUUAAUU
Molecule: messenger RNA, 672 nt
Organism: Dinoponera quadriceps
Lineage: Eukaryota; Metazoa; Arthropoda; Insecta; Hymenoptera; Formicidae
Gene: Atg12
Product: autophagy protein 12-like
Exons: 4
Coding region: 179-601 (140 amino acids)
Biological process (GO): C-terminal protein lipidation; autophagosome assembly; nucleophagy
Cellular component (GO): cytoplasm; phagophore assembly site membrane; Atg12-Atg5-Atg16 complex
Source: RefSeq, a predicted model, not a curated record